Molecule: messenger RNA, 2924 nt
Organism: Eublepharis macularius
Lineage: Eukaryota; Metazoa; Chordata; Lepidosauria; Squamata; Eublepharidae
Gene: TSPAN6
Product: tetraspanin 6
Exons: 8
Coding region: 59-817 (252 amino acids)
Cellular component (GO): membrane
Source: RefSeq, a predicted model, not a curated record
UGGCGGGCGGCUGAAGGGUGGGAGUCCGGCGGUGUGUGGCGGCUCGGCUGGCUCGGGCAUGGCGUCCCCCUCGCGGAGGCUGCAGACCAAGCCGGUCAUCACCUGCCUCAAGAGCGUCCUCGUCAUCUACAGCUUCGUUUUCUGGUUCUCUGGCAUUAUCCUUCUGGCGGUUGGCAUCUGGGGAAAAGUAAGCCUGGAGGUGUAUUUCUCCCUGUUAAAUGAGAAGGCCACCAAUGUUCCCUACAUCUUGAUUGGCUCCAGUGUUGUUGUUAUCCUCCUGGGCACCUUUGGUUGCUUCGCCACCUGCCGUGGAAGCACAUGGAUGCUAAAAUUGUACGCAAUGCUCUUAAUCCUCGUCUUCCUGGUUGUGCUGGUGGCUGCUAUUGUGGGCUUUGUUUUCAGACAUGAGAUUAAGAGCAGUUUCAAGGAUAACUAUCAAAGUGCUGUGGAUAAAUACACCGGGAUUACAGAUGAACGGAGCCGGGCUGUUGAUACCAUCCAGAGCACAUUACACUGCUGUGGUGUUGCAAACUUUACGGAUUGGGAGAAAACUGCAUACUACAAAGAGAAAGGAAUACCCUUCAGCUGUUGCAAGACCGGGGAGAACUGUACAAUGAGAGAGAUGAAGGAUCUAGAUAAAGCCAAGGAAAAGGUGUACCAGAAAGGUUGCUUCAGUAUGGUGACACAGACAAUGGAGUCCAAGCUGAGCAUUGUAGCUGGGAUCUCUUUCGGCAUUGCUUGCUUCCAGUUGGUUGGGAUCUUCCUUGCCUGUUGUCUCUCCCGGUCCAUCACAAACAAUCAGUACGAGAUGGUAUAACUUGCAAGGUCGCAAAUCACUACAAGGAUUUUGGGACAUUUUAUAAAACCAACAAAAAUAACACUUUUGGGAACCACUUCACUGCUUCCAACCUGCUGGAAUCUGGUUGAUUAGGCCUUUCUCUUCUGAAGCUAUCUGUUCUUCGGGGGACUGAGUGCAGCGAUGGAUAUAUUCUCCUUUUGUUGCCAUGUUGGUAUCUUGAAGGAAUGCUGAAUUAGACACUUAGCUUAGGGGAGACUGUGAACAGUUCUCUCGAGAAAGGGCAGGAGUUUACUGCAUGGCUCCAGGCAUGCUGUGAACUGAGGAGUCUAGUUUUCCGAGGCCAGGGCUUAGAAUGAAAGAGGUUUCCAUUAGUGCCGUCAGCCAUCAAAAGGAUUUUGUCACUGUUUUAGUCACUUAAUCAAUUGGCCACUUAAUUCCAUUUCACUAAAAUUAAGCAUUACUAAAGUCUCAGUAUAGGUGUCAUGUUGAGACAAGGAAAUAGAAGAGCACUUAUAAGCACAAGCUGCUAUUCCUUGCUUGAAAGAAAGGAUGUGUUAAUUUCCUCCCCUCUGGUACAGAAGGGUACCAGAACCAAAAGAGCCCGUGUCCUUAACUCUCAGCCACACCAGUUACACCUUUGCGGCUAGACUACUAUAGUGUACCUUGUGUAGGGCUGACCUUAGUGGCAGCUUGGAGGCUUCAGUUGGUACGAAAUGCUGCAACCUGCCUUCUGAAGGUUUACUUGGGAGCAUGUUGUACCAGCCCUCCAAGGUUUGCACUAUGCCCCUGUUGCCUUCGGAGCUGAAUCCAAGAGGUUGGGCCUGCAAGCCUUAAAAGUGACUCUGUCCCUGUGUUUUGUCAUCACCUUUAAGCGCUAUCAGAAAUGCUUUCUAAAGUUUGUGCCCAGUGAUGUCUUCAAGGGCGUGCAGAGAAACAUUCUUGAUGGUGCUUCUCAAUUUUGGCAUUCUCUCUUCCUUGAGUAACUUACUUCUGUUGCAUUUCUAUCUAGCCCUUCAUCCCAAGGAGCUCAAAGUGACUCUCUUCCUCACAUUAUCCUCACAACGGCCCCAUGAGGUAUGUUAUUCUGGCAGAUAAUGACUGCUUCAGAGUUACCCAUGGAGCUCCAUGGCAGAAUGGGGGCUUGAAUGCAGGUCCCAGUCCAGCACGCUUUACACCAUGCUCUUCCAAAUGUGCUAUGACCAUUUUGGUGGUCAGAGAUAGUAGAACUAUACUACCGCCUGCUUCAAGGCCUUUAUAUUGGACCACACUACAAACCCAGUACAUAUAGGAAUAAAUGUGUAUGUUGUCUUGUAUUAAGCUAGCAUCCUUGCUGUUAGAUUUUUGGGAUACCACAGUAAGGAAAAACAGGUGAAAACACUAAAGUAACAUUUGCGCAAACAGUACUAAAUGCUAAAUGUGUGCUAAGCCCUUUCUGGCUCUCUCCUCUCUGCGUAUUUUGGAAAAAUACUGUGCUUGUGUCACCAAGGGAUGGCUUACUUUGUCUUUUACCAAAGCAGGCCUUCUUAACACACUAAUCCCUGUCAAAGGGUCUGAUGCUUUCGUGUUCACACGGGCCACAGCCUUAAAUAACUUCAGUUAGUGCUCGUUUCUCGAGGGUUUCUUCUAAUCGAUUGCUUUGAAAGCUGGAUGGGUGGCAGUCCUUGUUCAUUUACUACUCCCUCCCCGCUUGAAGUCACAUCAUGUCUUUUCAGCAGAAGUUGGAUGUGCUUAGCAGCAGAGCAGACCAACAAUGUAAGAAAAGGGGCUGUUCCAUUUUUUUUUUUGCCUGUGGAAAUGAGCGCAAGUCUUUUCAGCUUGGGCCUCUGCCUUUUGGCAGAAACGUGGCUCUGUGUUUCCUUCAUCCUUUCCCUGACUGAGGUUUUUAUAUUUCCUUUUUUUAAAAAAAAAGUAUUUUGAUAAAGCCUUAAGUUUUUUAAGUCGGGCUGUAGUGAUCUUUUUGUGUGUACUGCAAGCCCCCGUGGGGAGCUGUUAGCCUUAGCAAUCACGCCCCCGCUGGGUUGGUGUGAUUUUGAUCAUCAGUAUUACGGGAUGGUUUAAACACAUGGUGGUGUUUUGUAUUAAAUAGAAAUUCUCUGGUCUUGAAAAUAAAAUAAACAAUGAUGUA